AUGCAAAAUCCACUCACAAUCAUGCUUAGUCAUCACCACGACUAUGACCCUUCACACUUUGCCCCGUGCAAAAUUGCGCAUGCUGACCUCUCACAUCCGGAUACCGUCAGUGUUACCAACACAAGUCUCACAACCGGCAUCAUGGCGGCGAUAGACUUCACCCAGCGCCCGACCCAAGAGGCAUUCACCAGUAUCGCGAACGCCUUCAACGAUCCUACUACUUUUUCCGACAUCAAGAUCGUGUGCAAUGGACAAGAAUGGCAUUGCCACAAGCUCAUCCCCAGCCGCCGAUCCGAGUGGUUCAGGCGAGCAUUCGCAGGAGAUUUCCAGGAGAGCCGUGCCGGUGCCAUUGAGCUCCACGAAGACAUUUCCGACGUCGCCAUUCUCGUCCGAGCCAUGCUCCAGUACUGCUACACCAGCACGUGCCCCAUCGUCGCGAACCCUCAGAUCCAUCCCAUCCUCUUCCGCAUCCGCAUGUUCGCUUUGGGAGAGAAGUACUUCGUCCAAGGACUCUGCGAGGUUUCUAGCCAUGGUCUCGACCUCAUGCUGAAGGCCACAUCGAACUCUAUUCCUCUGACCUCGGACACCUUUCUUCAGGCCAUCCGAGAGGCGUACACCCUCAUCAAAGACCCACAGCGUCACGUUCGCGACAUUCUGAUCACCCACGUCGUGAACAGUUCCCGCCGCACUCAAAUCACUCGAGGCUCUCAAUACCGCGACCUCAUGCAAGAGCUACCCGACUUUGCGAUUGAUCUCACUAUGGCAUUGGUCGAGAAAUCCAUCCCUCAUACCGAGGUCACCACACGGCUCAGUCCACCGCAGAUGCUCCUCAUACUGCAACCUCACAACUGGGAAGAUUUAGUGGACCCGCACAUUCUAUCUGGGCCAUGUCGCUACAACUGUCCGGACGGCUGUGGAGACGUCUUUACGGCAUCGAUGGGUGGAAGCAGCUCAGGCAACUGGCACCACUCAUGCCAGGUCAUGGAUACUUUCCACCAUAUGUCAUUCCAGCGGUGGGCCGAGGAGUUCUUGGUUGAUGAAGGUACAUAG
This is a messenger RNA of Fulvia fulva, 1050 nucleotides long. RefSeq lists its product as uncharacterized. Gene Ontology annotation, cellular component: cytoplasm. NCBI's taxonomy places the organism in Eukaryota, Fungi, Ascomycota, Dothideomycetes, Mycosphaerellales, Mycosphaerellaceae. Gene Ontology annotation, biological process: regulation of proteolysis; proteasome-mediated ubiquitin-dependent protein catabolic process. The transcript has 3 exons. The record is from RefSeq and is a predicted model, not a curated record. The coding region runs from base 1 to 1050 and encodes 349 amino acids. Gene Ontology annotation, molecular function: ubiquitin protein ligase binding.